Messenger RNA from Polyodon spathula (Mississippi paddlefish), 3345 nucleotides. RefSeq names its product kelch-like protein 8. Lineage: Eukaryota; Metazoa; Chordata; Actinopteri; Acipenseriformes; Polyodontidae. Gene Ontology annotation, molecular function: protein binding. The coding region runs from base 96 to 1940 and encodes 614 amino acids. The record is from RefSeq and is a predicted model, not a curated record. The transcript is spliced from 10 exons.
CCGCUGUGCGCCGGCGCAGUCAGUGCACUAAACUGGUGAAGUCGAGUAUUCAGUGUUUGCAAGGAAGGAUGAGGUGAAGAAACCGAUCGUUGGAAAUGGCUUCAGGUGACAUGGUACCUGAGCAUGCCAAGCAACACAAGCUGAAGGAGAAGAAACUGCAGGCAAAGUCCCUGGAAGGGGAAUCGGAGGCCGAUGGCACGUUCACUUUCGAGGCACAUGAAGCUUGGAAAGAUUUUCACAACUCUUUGCGCCACUUCUACGAAGCAAGGGAACUUUGUGACAUAACGCUAAAGAUAGGCAGUAAGCUGAUACCAUGCCACAAGCUGGUGCUGGCCUGCGUGAUCCCCUACUUCAAGGCAAUGUUCCUGUCUGACAUGGCUGAAGCCAAGCAGGACCUGGUUGAGAUCAAAGACUUUGAUGCAGAUGCCAUCAGGGACUUGGUGAAGUUUGCCUAUUCCUCAAAGCUCACCCUGACUGUGGACAAUGUGCAGCCGCUGCUGUAUGCGGCCUGCAUCCUCCAGGUGGAGCUGGUGGCCAGGGCCUGCUGCGAGUACAUGAAGGCCCACUUCCACCCAUCCAACUGCCUGGCUGUGCGGACCUUUGCCGAGAGCCACAACCGGGUGGACCUCAUGGACAUGGCGGACCGCUACGCCUGCGAGCACUUCAACGAGGUGGUGGAGUGCGAGGACUUCCCCUGCGUCUCCCCGCAGCACCUGCGCACCCUGCUCUCCUCAAGUGACCUCAGCAUCGACAACGAGAAGCAGGUUUACAGCGCAGCUGUCAAGUGGCUCAAGGCCAACCCACAGCAUCACGACGCCUGGCUGGAUGAGAUCCUUUCACAGGUUCGUUUGCCUCUGUUGCCUGUGGACUUCCUCAUGGGAACUGUGGCCAAAGAAGAGAUGAUAAAACAAAACCUGAACUGCCGCGACCUGCUGGAUGAGGCCAGAAACUACCACCUUCACCUGAGCAACACAGCUGUGCCAGACUUUGAGUACUCCAUACGCACCACCCCCAGGAAAUACACAGCUGGCGUCCUGUUCUGUGUGGGCGGGAGGGGGGGAUCUGGGGACCCUUUCCGCAGCAUAGAAUGUUACUCGGUCAGCACGAACAGCUGGUUCUUCGGCCCGGAGAUGAACAGCAGACGGCGACAUGUGGGCGUGAUCUCAGUAGGAGGUAAAGUCUAUGCAGUCGGGGGACAUGAUGGCAGCGAGCAUUUAGGGAGUAUGGAAAUGUUCGACCCUGCGAAUAAUAAAUGGAUGAUGCUGGCUUCAAUGAACACAAAACGGAGAGGUAUUGCUUUAGCUGCACUGGGAGGACCUAUCUAUGCAAUCGGGGGACUGGAUGACAAUUCCUGCUUCAAUGAUGUGGAGAGAUACGAUCUUGAGUCUGACCGAUGGAGUGCUGUAGCUCCCAUGAACACUCCCAGAGGGGGGGUUGGCUCUGUGGCACUGGGGAACCAUGUGUAUGCUGUGGGAGGAAAUGACGGUGUGGCCUCCUUGUCUAGUGUGGAGCGGUAUGACCCCCACCUGGACAAGUGGACAGAAGUGAAGGAGAUGGGGCAGCGGAGGGCUGGCAAUGGAGUUGGAGAGCUGAAUGGCUGCUUGUACGUAGUGGGCGGGUUUGAUGACAACUCCCCUCUGAGCUCCGUGGAGCGAUUCAACCCUCGCACUAAUUGCUGGGAGUACGUGGCAGAGCUGACCACGCCACGAGGAGGGGUUGGAGUGGCCACACUAAUGGGGAAAAUCUUUGCUGUGGGGGGGCAUAACGGAAAUGUCUACCUUAACACAGUGGAGGCCUAUGAUCCUGUACUUAACAGGUGGGAGCUGGUCGGCUCAGUCUCUCAUUGCCGGGCUGGGGCUGGUGUGGCUGCAUGCUCCUGUCAUGUCAGCCAGAUCCGCUUUGUGGGUCAAGGAUCCAGCAAUGUUGCGGACUGCAUGUGAGCUGGCAUCCACAUCGAUGUCUUCUUCAUUCUUUCUGGGGGAGAAAUUGCGUAGUAGGGCAUACCGUAAUAAAACGCCCCACUGUGUAGUUUAACAUAGGAAAACUCUCCACCACCUGCAGAAAGCGAGAGCUUCACAAAUAUAGAAGAAAUUUUGAUCUUCUGGUGGAAAAUAUGUGUUCUUACAAGGACAUUUUGCUGGUAGUAAUUGCUACCUUUUAGAUGCAUUCCAAUUCAGAGUGCUGGAAUAUUUGUCUUGCAAAAAGAGCACAUUUCACAAUGUGGGGGAAAUAUAUUUUUGUGUUUUCCAAAUAGUCAGCACAUACUGUGUAUAUAUUUAGACUGUUUUUAUUUUAUUCUCAGAAUAGAUUCAGGGUUACAGUAAUGUGUGUGAUGUUUUUAAAACAACGGAAAAGCACUUUGAAUGUUUAAAAUGUUUGCUGUUUUUGUCACUGCUUUAGAUUUUGUAUAUACCCUAUACAUUUUUUUCUUUGGUCUAAUUCAAGCUUCAUUCCUGGUCUUGCUUUUACAAUGAGACCAAUUCUAAGAAACAUAUGACGUGAAUGCUUUUAAUUUUAUUUUACAUCAGCAUUUUAUUUGAGACUGCUUAACUAAGAAAACUGUGUGAAGGAAGCUCAAUACACAAUGGCAAAAUGUAUUUUUGUAAACUGCAGAAAGUGUUCUACAAAAUGGCUUGUGCUUUGUUAUUUGCUGUUAGUGUUCAGGAACAAGAGAGAACAGUUCAUUGUAAAAUUUUAUAUAUGCUUAACCUGUUAAUGACACUUGCAGAUGAGAAUUCCAUUCUCGAUCCUGAUUUAGAAUGUUUAAUGGUGUGAUUGUGGUGAUCACCAUAUACUUAGGGGGACGCUGGACACCGUAACUGUAGAUUAUUUCAGCACAGUUCACCACUGAGUUGGUUAUGUCACUUUAAACAAUUCCUAAUUUAUCAGAAAAUAAACUAUGACUGACUUUAAGUUUGAAACUUUCAUUUGGAUUGAGUUGGCUGGGUUGGAUUCAGUUCUGAGUUGAAUAAUUCAACUAAAGGAUUCAUAUGUGAUAAAGCAGAAAUAUUUUAAUAAUAAUCAGUACAUUGUGGCCUCUGGCUGGAAAUAAAUACAAUAAGGUUCUUCAGAUGCACUAUUCCCAGUUUAUUAUUAUUAACAAAAAAAAAAAAAGUUUUUACUUUGUGUGUGUGUGUGUGUGUGUGUUUUUUUUUUUUUUUUUUUCUCCUUUUACAGGUUUGGGAAUGAUUUACAAAAGCAGCCAAUUUAUUUUGACCCUAACCAGGGCACUUCUUCCCUGACUGCUUUACUGUUUGAAUGGGAUUGGCAGGAAGAGCAGGGUGUUGUAUCUUGUUUUUUUAUCACAUUGUUAAAUGACUAUGUAAUAAAAUCAUUUCUACUUGU